Telopea speciosissima is the source of this 2182-nucleotide messenger RNA. RefSeq names its product probable E3 ubiquitin-protein ligase ARI2. Gene Ontology annotation, cellular component: cytoplasm; ubiquitin ligase complex. The transcript is spliced from 7 exons. Gene Ontology annotation, molecular function: ubiquitin protein ligase activity; ubiquitin conjugating enzyme binding; zinc ion binding. Lineage: Eukaryota; Viridiplantae; Streptophyta; Magnoliopsida; Proteales; Proteaceae. The record is from RefSeq and is a predicted model, not a curated record. Gene Ontology annotation, biological process: protein polyubiquitination; positive regulation of proteasomal ubiquitin-dependent protein catabolic process; ubiquitin-dependent protein catabolic process. Bases 152 to 1915 code for a protein of 587 amino acids.
UCUUCUACCAGGGAAAAACCUACAAGAAUCUGCAGCGAUCAUUCCCUAAAAUUUACUCAUUCUCUGUAAUCUGAUAGUUCUAAAUCCUUGCAAUCGUGAAUUUCUCUAUCGCUUAUUUCUUGAUCAUUGUCUUUUAUCUGGUUUCCUUUCGAUGGAGGAUUACAUGAGCAGUGACGAAGAUGAUUAUGACUCAUUCGAAGAACUUGAAAAUGACGAAGAUGAUACUCACUGGCAGUCUAAGAAUGUUUCUUCUUGUCAGGUGAUCACAAAGGAAUCCCUUUUGAGUGCACAGAGAGAAGAGUUGCAUAGAGUAAUGGACUGGCUAAAAUUGAGGGAGCAACAUGCACGGACUCUACUUAUUUUCCACCGGUGGGAUGUUGAGAAGCUGUUUUCAGUGCUUGUAGAGAAGGGGAAAGAUCGAUUAUUUGCUGAAGCAGGUGUCAGAGUGGUUGAGCAGAAAGCUGAUUUCUCCCUUCAGUCCUCAUCAACAAUAAUGUGCAAUAUAUGCAUGGAUGAUAUUCCUGCCAAUGUGGUCACGACAAUGGACUGUGGCCACUGCUUCUGCAACAAUUGCUGGACAGAGAAUUUUAUUUUAAAGAUACAGGAGGGUCAAAGCAGACGCAUUAGGUGCAUGGAGCACAAGUGCAAUGCAAUAUGUGAUGAAGCCAUUGUCAGAAAUCUAGUGAGUGCAAGGCAUCCUGAUCUGGCAGAGAAAUUUGAACGUUUUCUUCUAGAGUCGUAUAUUGAGGAUAAUAGAAAGGUUAAAUGGUGCCCCAGUGUUCCACAUUGUGGUAACGCAAUACGUGUUGAGUAUGAUAAGUUUUGUGAGGUAGAAUGUGCAUGUGGACUACAGUUCUGUUUCAGUUGCUCAUCUGAUGCACACUCACCUUGUUCAUGUCUGAUGUGGGAGCUUUGGAUUAAGAAGUGUAAAGAUGAAUCGGAAACAGUUAAUUGGAUUACGGUCAACACAAAGCCUUGUCCAAAGUGUCACAAACCCGUGGAAAAAAACGGUGGCUGCAAUCUAGUUAGCUGUAUUUGUGGACAAGCAUUUUGUUGGCUGUGUGGUGGAGCUACUGGCCGGGAUCACACAUGGUCAAGUAUUGCUGGUCACAGUUGUGGGCGGUACAAAGAAGACCAAGAGCUGAAAGCCGAGCGUGCCAAACGAGACUUAUAUCGAUACAUGCACUAUCACAGCAGAUAUAAAGCUCACACAGAUUCCUUUAAGCUUGAAACCAAUCUCAAGGAAACCAUUGAGGCUAAGAUCUCAAUUUUAGAAAACAGAGAAUCAAUUCCGAAAGACUUCAGUUGGCUAACAAAUGGGCUCAACAGACUCUUCAGAUCAAGACGGGUGCUCUCAUAUUCUUACCCAUUUGCAUUUUACAUGUUUGGGGAUGAACUCUUCUGGGGUGAGAUGUCAAAGGAGGAAAGGGAGUUGAAACAAAACUUAUUUGAGGACCAACAGCAACAGCUUGAAGCAAAUGUAGAGAGGCUCUCUAAGUUUAUAGAGGAACCCUUUGAUUCAUAUGCCAAUGGAAAGGUCAUGGAGAUAAGGAUGCAAGUCAUCAAUCUUUCUGCCGUCAUUGAUAAACUUUGUAAAAAAAUGUAUGAAUGCAUCGAGAAUGAUUUAUUGGGCUCCCUCCAGUCAACGAUCCAUAAUAUAGCUUCUUACCAGUCAAAGGGUGUUGAGAAGGCAUCAGAACUUUCUCCUUGUCUGAGUUCCAAGGCAGAUGAUAGUGAUACCUUUCUGCAAUCAGAUUCCAACAUAAAAGGAGGAAUGGCGGAACCUGGUAGGCCCUCCUCUAGCUCCCCAAAUUUAAAUGGUAGUGGCUGCUCUUCUCGGAAACGUGCUAGAAAAUCUCUUGGAGAUGGCCUCUUUGAUCUCAACUUGCCUGCUGAAGUAAUUGACAAGAGCUGAUUUAGUGACAGCAUAUCACUGCAUACUCAAAAAGUGUACAGUUCUAACUUGAAGAAUACACUGCAUUUCUCUAUCAUCCAAUCCCAAGGCAUCCAGCUUGUCCACUGAUCAACACCCUUAAAGAGGUGAUUUGAUGCCCUUUCUUUUGUUUUUAAUUUUACAUUCUUAUUCUGUACAUGCCUUCUCAGUUCAGGCAAAUGUGCAUAAUUGUUAUGUAUAUCCUCUGCCCAAGGCUUGAAUUAAUAUACUAAGCAGCUCUUUUAGACA